Molecule: messenger RNA, 1991 nt
Organism: Nothobranchius furzeri (turquoise killifish)
Lineage: Eukaryota; Metazoa; Chordata; Actinopteri; Cyprinodontiformes; Nothobranchiidae
Source: RefSeq, a predicted model, not a curated record
GGAAGUGUAGUUUACAUAAAUCAAUCAGCUAAAAUAACAAACUGUUUUUCUCCGUUAAAUCAACGGAAACGUUGGUUUGUCACCUGCUGGCAGCCUUGUUGACCUCGGUCGUCUCACGUGACCCGCUAGCGUUGUGCUAAACUACAGUUAGCCGUUUUCUCCUGAAUAAAACUACAUCUCCCAGAUUUAUGUCCACGCUUCAGAAUCCGGCGAAGAGGUCAAACAUGAAACCGGCAAGUGACGGAGAGGCGCCGAGGCUGUAGGUGCCAACAACAGGUAACAGGCUCCCAGAGAGGACCCUCCUGCUGUCCCGCGAUGGCGGUCCGGAUCCUGAAGGUCUCGUCUCUGGCCUCGGCGCUGUUGGCUUCCUCCGGGCUUUACCUCUACAGCCGACCGUUGGACAUCAAUGACCUGAGUGUGAUCCGCUUUGGGCGAGCUGCAGCCACGACGGCGGUCAUCAGCUACGACUACCUGACGGCUUUCAGACACGUGGAACACGGAACCGAGGAGUACCAGGCUGUCAAGUCCAAGGUUCAUCUGCGAUCAGCGGAGCGUCUGCGGGACUUGUGCUGCUCUAACCGAGGAACGUUCAUCAAGGUGGGUCAGCACCUGGGGGCUCUGGACUACCUUCUGCCUGAGGAGUACACAUCCACGCUGAAGGUUCUCCACAGCCGAGCUCCUCAGAGCAGCCUGGAGGAGAUCCAGCAGGUCAUCAGAGAGGAUCUUGGGAAGGAGCUUUCAGAGAUAUUUGUCUCAUUUGAGGAGGAACCUCAGGGUGCAGCGUCUUUAGCUCAGGUUCACAGAGCAGUGCUGCAUGAUGGGAGGACAGUAGCCGUCAAGGUCCAGCACCCCAAAGUCCAGAAACAAAGCUCCAAGGACAUAAUGGUGAUGGAGGUGUUGGUGAAGGCCGUUCAUUGGCUCUUCCCAGACUUUGCCUUUAUGUGGUUGGUGGAAGAAGCCAAGAAGAACAUGCCGCUGGAACUGGACUUCCUGAACGAGGGACACAACGCUGAACGCGUGGCGUCUCUGUUGUCCCACUUCCCCUUUCUCAAGGUUCCCACGAUCCACUGGGAUCUGUCCACGAAGAGGAUCCUGACCAUGGAGUUUGUGGAGGGGGGGCAGGUCGACGACAGAGACUACAUGAAGAAACACAACAUCAACGUGAACAAGAUCUCUGAGAAUCUGGGUCAGCUGUACAGUGAGAUGAUCUUCGUCCACGGCUUCGUCCACUGUGAUCCGCACCCUGGGAACGUGCUGGUGCGACGGCAGAAGCAGCAGACGGAGAUCGUCCUCCUGGACCACGGCCUGUAUCAGGUCCUGCAGCCUGACUUCAGGAUGGAUUACUGUCAUCUCUGGAUGUCUCUGAUCCACGGAGACAUGUCUGGAGUGGAACGUUACAGCCGCAGACUUGGAGCAGGAGAUCUCUUCCCGCUGUUUGCUUGUGUGUUAACGGCUCGAUCCUGGAAUGCCGUGAACACCGGCAUCAGUUCUGCUCCCGUCACACAGGCUGAGGAUGUUGAGAUUCGUAGCAACGCUGCUCGGUACCUGCCCCAGAUCAGCGACCUGCUCAACAGGGUUCCUCGCCAGAUGCUGCUGCUGCUGAAGACCAAUGACCUUCUGAGGGGCAUCGAGACCACCUUACAGACCAGAGCCUCGUCCUCGUCCUUCAUCAACAUGUCCCGCUGCUGCGUCCGAGCCGUGGCCAGACACAAGAGGUCCAAGGCCCGGUCCAGAAGCAGGCGUGUCCAGAUCAUGCUAACGGAGUCUCUGAGCUUGUGGAAGCUCUCCGUGUACGAACUUCUCCUCUGGUUCAGAGGGUCCAUGAUGAUUCGCUGGCUUGCAGCCAUUCUGGCCUUUCUGCACUGAUGCACAUCUGGACACAGCUGGACCUUCUGAGAUGUUCAGUAAUCUGGACACGUGCAUGAACCGGUGUCUGCUCAUGUUUGGAUUCAUUCGUUCUCUGUUUCCAUCAGGUGGUUGUUCGGUGGGGG